AAAAAAAAAAACCACUCUCCACGAGGUGAACCAUUUUCUGCCCCCAUCGGUUCAACCUAAGGCACGCGAGUUACGACUCGCGCCUACGUCUAUAAAUACAUCGCUACGACACAGGACUCACACCAGGAGAACAAACAUUUGAAGUCAAGAUAUAACGCGAUUCUUGAGAUACUCGCGACUAUAGGAAGCCGGCAUGCUUGAGGAUAAGCUAAGGUUGUUUGUGGAUUAGUAAACUAAUCUAAUGUCUUGAUAGAUUUCCCUGAAUAUAUUCAGAUCACAACCGAUUUCAGACAUUGUAAUUAAAUAACAGUGGACGCUUACAUUUUCUACGGACGUUUUCAAAAACUGGUUUAAAACGUCUCAAAUCUAACAACGGCAAAGAAUUAAUAUCUUUAUUAAAACGUGAAACGUGAUAGCCCUAUGGAAGGGGUCAGAAUGGCGCUCAACACAACGGAUUACUUUAAUGUCUCCACAUAUUUCAAUACCACGAUUGCCCCAGUUCCGGCUAGGGCCGUCAUGCCCCCUGAGUACCUCAACAGGAUCCAGUACACGUGCGAGCACGUGCUGACGCCCAUUGUCUGCAGCCUGGGCAUAUGCGGCAAUGCCCUCAGUCUAUGUGUGCUGACCAGAAGGGAGAUGGCCGCAGCCACCACUUGCUUUCUCACUGCCCUCGCGGUCUCCGACCUGCUACUCCUGAUGCUUCAGGUGCCCGCUUUCUUUGGCAACAACGCUGGCGUUGCCUCCAGUUAUUCCUUCAGGCUGUUCACCAGGUUCUACUCUGUCAUCAGAUUUUCUGUUUCCACUCCAUACAGAUACGUCAUGAACAAUGUAUUCAUCACUUGCACAGGAUGGUUGACCGUCGCAGUGACCACAGAAAGAUUUAUCUCCCUUCGCUUCAUGUUUCACCCCAGGUUGGUCUGCACCAUCCAGAAGGCCAGGCUGGUCAUCAUCGCCAUAUUCCUGCUGUCCUUCACUUUCCACUUCAGCAAGUUCUUUGAGUACGUGCCCAACCCGGACCUCAACUCCACAAAGGUCCUGCUGUCCACUUACCUGGUCCACACGCCCUCCUACGACAUGUACGUUCACAUCGCCAACAUCGCGCUGGCGGCAAUCAUCCCGGUUUUCUUGCUGGUCGUGGCCAACGCCUUCCUCAUCUACUUCCUGGCCACUCACCGCAGGCGGAUGCUGCGCCACAAAGCCACGGCCUCCUCCAACAUGACCUCCGUGGACAUGCUUCAUGUCAGCGCCAUCGUCGUGGCCACUGUGCUGGUAUUCAUCAUGUGCCAUUCCGUGGGAGUUUUCUUGGCGCUGACCAUCGCUUCCAAAGGCCGGCACUGGGUGUUCGAGAUACCGGCCUUUAAGAGCCUCAACUACAUCAACACCUUCCUGGUCAUGGUCAACUCCAGCGUCAAUUUCAUCCUCUACUGCGCCAUCAGCCGCAAGUUCCGCAAGACGCUCAUCAGCAUUUUUCAAAGGCGCCUGGGUCGUAAAGACACCUGGACCACGGCCAUGCCGCUGAGUGAGAACAGUACCGCCACGGUGGGAACCAAUCUCAGAAUCACCAACAAUAACGGCAAAGUGUACAGCUCCUCGUCCAAGUCCGUCACAUCCAAUGGCUCUACCCACAGUGGACACAGCGCAACACGUGCAGACGUUUAACAAACUAAUCUGUUUCCUACUAGAUCCAAAAGUUUAAGCACGAGCUGCUAUCAGAGCGAUUAGACAGUUUUCUGCAUUGUCACUAGAAGACAAAGAAAUGUUUUGUCUAGUAAAUGUAAUUUGUUUCAAAACAUAACAGGAUGCACAAACUAAAGGACAGACACAAGCGGCUGGUAUGUGACGUUGGGGUUCAUGUUUCGUAAUUCAGUAACUUAUAUCUUAGUGCUAGUGUUGUUUCCAUGGAAACGGUGCCAAGCGUCAGAAAUACAGACAUUAUCAAGAAUGAUUUGUGGAGCAAUACGUUUGCAAGGUCUUCUAUAGCCUGUACUUACCAUGUCAUAUCUGUUAUAGUUCUUGCAUGAAGGAAUGGCGGAUGUUCCGUAUAUAAGGAUACAAGAAAUUGUACAAGCAACAAGAUGGUUAAUAAUUAAACUCUUUUUGUUGUUAAAGGGCGUGUGUCACAUCUCCGUUAAUCAACAGAGGCCUUGCGCAUUACGGUGUGCCUUGUUUGAUUUCAUAUUUCCAAGCUAAAUGAAUAGUUUUGCGCUUGUUUGCAAAGUAGAGGACACGCAUUAAAAGAUAAAAAAGAUUAAAAAUAGAACGCAAAACCAUUUACCGGUAUUUCAUUAAAUUACAUCACACACGAUUACAACAUAUUUUAAAAGAGUAUAUAUGUGGUAAAUACAGUUCAAAAACAGGCAAUAUCAGAUUCUUAUUUAGUAAAUCGUUUGUGGAAAACAAAAUUUGCAUCCAAAGAAACUGUAAAAUCUUCAUACCACAGCACGCGAACAUGUAGUUUUAAAAUUGAAUGAAAAGCCAGUAGCUCCCCUUUAAAAAACAAAAAAAAAAUCACGUAAGAAUUUAGAACGUUUAAGUUCAUCUUUUAGUCUACACGUAAGUGUAAGUCAAUACACGCAUUACACUUUUAUAAUAGUGUCCAUUACACAUUAUUUACAAUGUAGUUAAUCUUCGGGGGAAAAAAAAGUUAAGAAAGUUAAAUUAAUAAAAGUUCAGUCGCAAUAUAAUCUGUUACUUCCCCUGCAUUAUGUGAUUUUUCAAACACUAUUGUCUAGGCUGACAUUAUAGUUACAGAAAUGAUUAACUCUAAUUAUUGUACUUAAUGUUACAAUACUACAGUGGUGUAGAAUCAAAUGAAUUGGAUGGUUGCUGAAUGUCUUUUUCUAUAUCAACUGUAUAUCUUCCCAUUGGUGUUUCAAUUGUGCCUUCUACUGGCUGUGAUUGCAAAUAAUAGUAGUUCCAUUAUUACACCCUAACACAACCAGUACACAUGUAUAGUGUAAUGUAAAUACACUGUUGUCUAAGCCUUCUUACUGCUAUAUCUGUGUUCUAAUGUCAUGCCUGUCUAACAAACAGCCUACCAAUGUAGGAAUUACAUUCAAAGCCAUUCUACCACUAUAAGCCAUUCUACCAAUGUAAGCUUACAUUCACGACAUUCUACCAAAUAUAAGCUUACAUUCAAAGCCAUUCUACCAAUAUAAGCCAUUCUACCAAUAAAAGCCAUUCUACCCAACCAAUAUCAUGGUCGAUAAAAGUCUACAUCAAAAGCACUCAACGAUUGUAAGCCCACACCAACUAUUUACUUUAUCUAUGUAAGCUUACACCACAAUCACCUACUCAGUAGAAACCUUUUUAUAUAAGCUUUUGAAAUGUAUUAGUUAUCAAACAAAAUGAAGUCAGGGGUAGCUUUACAAAAUUUGAUGGGGGAUAGGGAGGGGGGGGAUACAGAUGAUGGGGAGUGAUGGGGAGUGAUGGGGAGUGAACAGAUUGAACUGCCAGGGCUUUUCAUCCAAGACAUUAACUGAUUGUUUAGAAUAUGCAAAUGUAAAUAUAUAUUUAGAGAGAAUUCACUGUAAGCACAAUAUGUAUUAAUAUUUAUCAUCAAGUAAAUAUAGUGUCCAUGUUUUGGUCUUUAAACCUUAGAGCUCUGCUGGUUCCAGAGAUUGGGUUGAAAUCAAAGUUUGGCAAUAAGCAUGUUUUCUCAAUGGUUUUUGUACAGGCAAUAUUAUUUAUGAAAUAUGCAGCAUUUAAGUAAGUUUGUUACUGGAUUGUAUUGUCAUGUUUGGUUUGUACAUGUCAUGUUUGGUUUGUACAUGUCAUGUUUGGUUUGUACAUGUCAGGAAAGAGAAACUUAUGUCAGAAAAUCUUAUUACAAAAAAAAAAAAAAAGAAGACAAAAUAAAAAAGGAAAUACAAAA
Messenger RNA from Biomphalaria glabrata, 3874 nucleotides. Its product is annotated as G-protein coupled receptor daf-37-like. Gene Ontology annotation, molecular function: G protein-coupled peptide receptor activity. The record is from RefSeq and is a predicted model, not a curated record. Gene Ontology annotation, cellular component: membrane. Bases 421 to 1659 code for a protein of 412 amino acids. Lineage: Eukaryota; Metazoa; Mollusca; Gastropoda; Planorbidae. Gene Ontology annotation, biological process: G protein-coupled receptor signaling pathway. The transcript is spliced from 2 exons.